AUGUCCUUCAAUCGGUGCAGCCGCCAGGCCUCGAAGCUGUUGGCGACCAACGGAAGCUCCUUGAGAGCUGCGACCUCGACGCUAUAUCGUUCACAGAGAGCUGCCAGCAUCCACCCCUCACAAGUAGCCUCUCAGAAACGCAAUGUGUCUGAUACUCAUCAUGAUAGCCAACAAAAGUUGCUCUCCACACACCUCGAGGAAGCCGAUCCCACGAUCUUCGCCAUUCUACAAAAAGAAAAGCAAAGACAAAAGCAUUUCAUCAACUUGAUCCCAUCCGAGAACUUCACAUCCCAGGCCGUUCUCGAUGCACUUGGCAGUGUGAUGCAAAACAAAUAUUCCGAGGGAUACCCUGGAGCUAGAUAUUACGGCGGUAACGAGUUCAUCGACCAGGCCGAAUCGCUAUGUCAGAAACGUGCUCUGGAGACUUUUAGAUUGAAUCCCGACGAAUGGGGCGUCAAUGUCCAAGCUCUCUCGGGUUCACCUGCAAACUUGUACGCAUACUCCGCUCUACUCAACACCCACGACCGUCUCAUGGGACUCGACCUACCCCAUGGCGGCCAUUUGUCUCACGGCUACCAAAUCCCCAACAAGAAAAUCUCGUUUAUUUCCAAAUACUUCGAAACCCUCCCGUAUCGUCUCGACGAGUCCACCGGCUUGAUUAACUACGAUCAACUAGAAGAAUUGGCCAAUAUAUACCGCCCCAAGUUGAUCGUUGCAGGCACAUCCGCUUACAGCAGACUGAUUGACUAUGCCCGAAUGCGCAAAAUCACCGACUCGAUUGGCGCAUACCUCCUUAGUGAUAUGGCUCAUAUCUCGGGUCUUGUUGCCGCCGACGUCAUCCCCUCUCCCUUCUCAUACUCCGAUGUAGUCACAACGACAACGCACAAGUCGCUGCGUGGUCCUCGUGGCGCCAUGAUUUUCUACCGAAAGGGUGUUCGUCGCACUGACAAGAAGGGUAACCAGGAAAUGUACGAUCUUGAGAACCCUAUCAACGCCUCGGUCUUUCCUGGGCACCAGGGUGGUCCCCACAACCACACCAUCACAGCUCUUGCUGUUGCUCUAGGACAGGCCCAAACCAAGGAGUUCCGCGAGUAUCAACUCACCGUUCUCGAAAAUGCCAAGGCUCUAUCUGACAGACUCGGCAACUCCGUCAACGAAGGCGGAUUGGGAUACAACAUUGUUUCCGGUGGUACAGACAACCAUUUGGUCCUCGUCGAUCUCAAGAACCGCGGUGUAGAUGGCGCACGCGUCGAGCGAGUUCUUGAACUCUGCGGUGUCGCCGCUAACAAGAACACCGUCCCCGGUGACAAAUCCGCUCUCAAGCCCGGCGGUCUUCGUAUCGGAACACCCGCCAUGACUUCGCGCGGUUUCCAGCCAGAAGAUUUCCGACGGGUCGGAGACAUCGUUGAUCGCGCUGUUACAAUCACGCAAAAGCUUGACAAAGCUGCAAAGGAGAGCGCGGAGGCCAAGGGACGCAAGAACCCUGGAGUCUUGAAGGCGUUUACAGAGUACGUUGGAAACGGAGAUGAUAUUUCAGAAAUUGUACAAUUGCGACGAGAAGUUGAGGACUGGGUGGGAACAUUUGAUGUUCCAUGGAAGGAUGAAUAG
This is a messenger RNA of Talaromyces marneffei, 1608 nucleotides long. RefSeq lists its product as uncharacterized. NCBI's taxonomy places the organism in Eukaryota, Fungi, Ascomycota, Eurotiomycetes, Eurotiales, Trichocomaceae. The transcript has 5 exons. Gene Ontology annotation, cellular component: cytoplasm. Gene Ontology annotation, molecular function: glycine hydroxymethyltransferase activity; serine binding; pyridoxal phosphate binding. The coding region runs from base 1 to 1608 and encodes 535 amino acids. The record is from RefSeq and is a predicted model, not a curated record. Gene Ontology annotation, biological process: tetrahydrofolate interconversion; folic acid metabolic process; L-serine catabolic process.